AUGGCCCGCUGGCUUGUCUCCAAGAAGGGUGUGCCCGUGUUGGCAAGCGUGAGAUCGGACCCUGCUGCACAGUCACCAUGUGUCUUGGUCGUGAAGUACAACGAGGAGCCAUUGCAGCUUAGCUUCCAUUUACAAUACACGACUUUCAUUCAUGGCUUCGAUGUUGAGCAAACGUUUACUUUGAUCUAUGAUGCUGACAACCUGAUGCGCGACGCAACUACGCUCAGCGAUGCUACCAAGUCCCUUUCCCACGACCAGUUGACUUCCAUCGCACGCGCCGGAAAUCCCCAAAUAAGAGCAUUGGCUUUAACGCUCGCGAAGCCAUGCAAGAUCAGGUGCCCUUCUUCAACCGCUACCUUCACAUCGAAGAGCGGAUACGAGGCCCCCUUCCACCGCCUGGCCGCCCUCGCGAAAGCUACAGCGAUCGAUAUCUCCUUCGACUACAAUUGGGUGCACGCCAACAACCGUCUUCCUCUGGAACGCCUGUUCAAAGAAAUGGGAGCGUUCUCGGGGGUCUCUGAGAGUGCCGAUGCAUGUAGAUACGCGGACUGGGCAAUCUUCUAUACCGUAGAAGAAGACCACCAACCACCACCUUCGUACACGAACGCGGUAGAAGCAGGUGCAUCACAAAAGCGACCCAGGCGUGGUAGGUUACCUCGUACCACAAUCACAUCCUCGACAAUUACUCAUACGCAAGAUAGUUACACCACCCUCGCAGCCCGCAUCGCCUCCUCAUAA
This is a messenger RNA of Alternaria hordeiaustralica, 738 nucleotides long. RefSeq lists its product as uncharacterized. The transcript has a single exon. NCBI's taxonomy places the organism in Eukaryota, Fungi, Ascomycota, Dothideomycetes, Pleosporales, Pleosporaceae. Bases 1 to 738 code for a protein of 245 amino acids. The record is from RefSeq and is a predicted model, not a curated record.